AUGAAGUCUUCACAUUCAAAUUCCCCAUUGGUUACUGGAAUUUCUCCACAUCAAGGUUCACCUGGAACACAAAUUACAAUUCGUGGUCAAAAUCUUGGCGAAGAUCCAAAUGAUAUUGUUGCCCUUAUUAUCUGUGGAACAGAUUGUUUAGCAACUGCCAAGUGGAAAUCUUCCUCAAAAAUUGUUGCUAGAUUGGGUGGUCAAGCAAAGCGGGGUGUUGGUGAUAUUUUAAUAGUUACUAGAUCUGGUGGGAGAGGACAUUCAGAAGUUCAGUUUCGUGUAUUUAUUGAACAAAUUGGCCCUCUUCAAGAAUCUAUAGUUUGGGUAGAUGAAUCUAAAACAGUUCCUGGACGAAAUUUACUUCGAAAUGUUGGCGAAACAAAUGAUAAUGAGGAUGCUUUAGAAUUGGGCGUUGACCCACAGAAGAAAUUGGAUCAUUCGACACUUUUAAAAUAUUUCCCAGAUUCUUCUGGAAGUAGAAAAAUGGAUAAUUUUAACCCUCGAUGGUAUUUGUUGGAGAACUACAAAAAUGCAAGCCUAUCGGACUUAAAACGCGGACUCAAAAACCUGGAAGAACGAAUCCAACGAGAAGACCAAUCUUCAAAACAACUACACAAAGCUAGUCUUUUCCCAUUAGUCAGCUGUGUCGAUGCUUUAGCCAAACUUCAAUCAAAAAUUCAACAACAAAAAAGAGCACAAAAAGAAGCUGGAGGUCAAUGGCCAACAACAAUAAAAUUAUCUGAAAAAUUAAAUUUGGCAAGGGAAACAGCAGAUCAACUAUUUAAAGAUGUUUUGGCGAGGAAAGAUGCUGCGGAUUCAACAAGGAAUGCUUUGUCUGUGCUAACACGUUUUCGAUUUAUUUUUUUCUUGGCUGAACAGAUUGAGGACAAUUUGGCGAAGGGUGAAUAUGCUACCAUUUUGAAUGAUUACGCUAGAGCAAAGGCACUUUUCAAAGACACUGAAGUUAGCUUGUUUAAAGAAGUAAUGGCUGUGCUUGACGAAAAAAUAGACAGACUUCGAGGAAUUAUCAGAAAACUUUUGGUUGAUAUAACAACUCCUUUUGAGGAACAAAGCCGCCUGAUAAAAUAUCUCAAAAUUUUAGAUCCCGAAUCUGAUCCAGCUUGGGAUUGUAUGAUGGCAUAUCACGGUUGGUUGGAAAGUAUGUUGUGGGAACUUCAAAGGCAAUUUCAUGCUCAAGAAGAGCAAUCACUUCUUCGAGAAGAUGCAAAUGCUACCUCUUCAAUUUCUUAUGAUCUAGAUACUCCCAGACCUCUUGGAUAUUUUCGUCAAGCAUUUGUUACAGAUUUGUUGAGUUUAUUAACAGACAAACUACACACAUUUUGGAAAAUUUCUCAAAAUUUUGCUGUGACUGGUUCUGGCACAACUAUUGCAUCCUUAUUGCCUGCUUCGCUUGCUGAAGCUACAGAGAUCCAGGAACGUCAAAUGGAUAUUGAUCAAAUGCUUGCCAAUACAAUAAACGUUGCUUCUUGGCUUUUAUUAAAUGCUCUAGUGCCUGGAUCUUUACCAGAAUCAGUAACAAAACAACAUACUGAUGAUCAAUUUGUUCAAUGGCCACCAAUAAAUUCAGCUGCUCAAUGGAAUGUUAUGUUUUCCUCGAUUAAAUUACUACGGUUUUUUGAAGAAAUUUCCUUAAAUUUUUUCGAAUUUUUUAGAAAUUCAAUAAAAGCAUUAAUUGAUUGUCAAUUAGCCAGGCAUCAUUUACAACCACUUUUUGAGCUUUGUACAACAGUUCGCUUAAAAUGUUUGGGAAUGCUGGUUGAAAGAGGGAAGGAAGCAAUUAUUGCACUCGGAACUCACGAAAAUUGGCGUGUUGAUUUAAUUGCUGAUGUGCCUAGAACUGCUUUACCUGACCGUUUUGAGGCUGAAUUAAAUGAAUUAUUGCCUGAUAUGAAAUGUAUUCUUUCUUAUGGAAAUUUUCCUGGCGAAACUGAUCUUUUUGUUAGGGAGAAGUGGAGACAUAUGAUUACUGAUUUAUUUACUGUUCUUUUGCUUGGAUUCCGUGAUUGUUGUGAUCAUUUACUUAAAUUAAAAAGCCAAAAAAGUCGUCAAAAUCAACAGAAAAAAAUUUCAACGCAAUCAACAUCUUCAACAAUAAAAUCAACACAAAGGCCCACAACUCUUUCAGCAGAUACUUCUUUAAUUUCAAAUGGAUCUAUUGAAUUAGAAGAAAAUAAUGAAAUGAAAAAUAUACAAAAACAAACAAUUUCUCAGGAACAAUUAAGUAGGCGAUUUUUAACAGUUAUUGCCAAUAUUGAAUUUUUACUUAACCAUUCUUUGUCGUCAAUAUGUCGUCGUUUGGGAGAUAAUGGACUUAAAUUUUCUGAGCAAGUAUUUAAACAUACAAAGGAUAAAUUAGUAAUUUAUCGUUCCUCAAUAUUAUCUCAUUAUAUAAAAAAUAAAUCAACACAAAUUCAUUCAAUUAUUGAAUAUGCAAAUUAUCAACAUUUACCAGAUGAUGAUGAUGUUUCUGAAUUUGUUAAAGAAUUGAUGCUUUGUACAGUUUUUGUUCAAUCAGAAAUGGCUUCUUAUUGUUAUAAAUUUAUACAACAAGUGCUCGGUGAUCUCGUCAAAGUUGCUCUUGAACAUUUAUUUAAUGUUUUGGCUCGUGUAGAUUUUUCUUCUUCAAAUCAUUCAACACAAGUAAUUGUUGAUUUGACUGCUUUUGAGGAAGCUUUUCAAGGAUUUGUGACAACGGAUAUGAGGUAG
Meloidogyne enterolobii is the source of this 2727-nucleotide messenger RNA. The record is from the annotation of a GenBank genome assembly. NCBI's taxonomy places the organism in Eukaryota, Metazoa, Nematoda, Chromadorea, Rhabditida, Meloidogynidae.